GGGAGAGUUUGCUCGGUGCAGCUCUCUCAACUGUCUGACCCUUUUUCAUUAGGUGCGACAGGUGUCUGGACUAAGGUUUUAGUCGUGUUUUUUUUUUUUUUUCCCAAUGUCUGCGUUAUAUUUAUAGACUUUUUAAAUGUUUUUGUUUUGGGGUGUCGUAAGUUGUGUCAUGGAGUGGAAGAGGCUUUGAGAGAGAAGCAAAUGAUGGAAGUAGAGAGGAUGGAGCCUGAAGAAUCGGAGACGGAUGAACUAUCUUCCUGGUCACCUCACCCGAGGGAUCGGCUGGCGGCUUGUGCUGGUUUUUCUGACUAUGCAGGAAAGAAAAGAAAACAGGACCCAUCCAGUGGUGCAGGGAGUUUAGCAAGAGCCACAGAGGACAAUGAUGAAGAGGACCCUGAUGUCAGUACAGACUCUUUUCAUGAUUCUGAGGAACCUUGUAAUAAAAAGGUGAAACCUGUUGGAAAAGGGGCUCAAGUCACAGGCAUUAUAACACCAGUGAAAACGCCAGCAUUGAAACGUCUGGGACAGUCCAUACAGAGGUCCAUCAGUUUCCGGACAGAGGCCCGGCCACUGCCAGCCAUGCCAUCCAUCCGGACGCGACAGAAGGCAUCUUCGUUUCCACGGCGCCGGAACAGCCAGCUGUGGAGUGACACGGUGGACUGUAUGACCAAUGACAUGAGCGCCAAAGAGAUCAAGAGACAGGAGAUCAUCUAUGAACUCACACAGGGGGAGAGGCAGCUCAUAGAGGACCUGAAUUUGGUCAAAAAAGUGUAUUACGAGCCCAUGCUGAAACUGGACAUUCUGACGGAGAGUGAACUGGGCCAGAUAUUUGGGACGCUCGACUCCCUCAUACCUCUUCAUGAAGAUUGCCUGAGUCGCCUGGAGCGGUUGAGAGGAGCAGAGAAGACUGUGGAGGCGGUUGGGCCCACCUUACUGCAGUGGUUCCCCUGCCUGGAGGCAUACAUCACCUACUGCUGCAACCAGGUGGCAGCGAAGGCGCUGCUGGACCAGAAGAAGCAGGAUCGGCACGUGGACCAGUUCCUACGGCUCUGCCAGGAGUCCCCCUUCAGCAGGAAGCUGGAUCUGUGGAACUUCCUGGACCUGCCGCGUAGCCGAUUGGUCAAGUACCCACUGCUUCUCAAAGAGAUCAAGAAGUGUACGCCCAACGACCACCCCGACGAGGACUUUCUACCUGACGCUAUUAACUUGAUUCAGAGCAUCAUCUCCCAGGUGGACCAGAAGACGGGGGAGGCAGAGUGCCAGUUCUACAGGCAGUGCCUGUGCUACGCAGAGGACGCCCAGAGAGUGCCCGAGAUCAUGCGCUCGCGCUUCAUCUACUGCCACGGGGAGCUCAAGAGCACCAAGGGACAUAAGCUGCAUGUGUUCCUGUUUGAGCUGGUGUUGGUGUUGACCCGGCCUCAGGUGUCCGAGGGCACAAUCCAGUUCCAGGUGUACCGCCAGCCCCUCCCUGCUGCAAAUCUCACCCUUGAGGACAUCCCAGACGGAGAGGCAGGGAGCUCCGGAUCAUUCCGUGGGGCCUUCACUGGGAAUGAUAAAGUGAAGAACUGUUUCAGAGUGACCAGCAGGGGGCGCACUAAGGCACAAUCCCACAGCCUCCAGGCUAACGACUCCUUCAACAAGCAGCAGUGGAUCACCUUUCUGCGCCAGGCAAUAGUCCAAUCACGAGACAGCGAGACUCACACCCGCCGACCGUCUGGCUUCUCCCCCGACCCUGACCUGUGUCACAUAGCGGAACUGAGCCUGAACUCCGACAUGGAGAUGAUAGGUCAAUAGAGCUCCAUAAGCAAGCAGGGUAUUGAACAUGAGGGGAUUUCACAUGGAACAUUUUCACAUGGUACUUGCAGUGACUCUGUACCCCACACCCCCCUUGAGCGCUGUGCCACUUCAUCAAAAAUGCCGUGAACCUCCUCCGGAUGCUUAUCAGUAGCAGAAUAAAUCAUAGGAGGAGGACCUAAGAUAAGAGGUAGUUUUCAGAAGAAAAUGAUACAUAAGAUAACGAAUGUAUGUGUAGGCAGAGGUGGAAAGUAACGAAAUACAUUUACUCACGUUACUGUAUUGAGUAGUUUUUCUGUGUA
This is a messenger RNA of Alosa alosa (allis shad), 2096 nucleotides long. RefSeq names its product Rho guanine nucleotide exchange factor (GEF) 3, like (gene arhgef3l). Gene Ontology annotation, molecular function: guanyl-nucleotide exchange factor activity. The record is from RefSeq and is a predicted model, not a curated record. The transcript is spliced from 13 exons. Gene Ontology annotation, biological process: positive regulation of Rho protein signal transduction; intracellular signal transduction. Lineage: Eukaryota; Metazoa; Chordata; Actinopteri; Clupeiformes; Clupeidae. The coding region runs from base 202 to 1794 and encodes 530 amino acids.